This is a messenger RNA of Fusarium odoratissimum NRRL 54006, 1810 nucleotides long. RefSeq lists its product as uncharacterized. Lineage: Eukaryota; Fungi; Ascomycota; Sordariomycetes; Hypocreales; Nectriaceae. The record is from RefSeq and is a predicted model, not a curated record. Bases 63 to 1124 code for a protein of 353 amino acids. The transcript has a single exon. Gene Ontology annotation, biological process: mitochondrial respiratory chain complex IV assembly; protein insertion into mitochondrial inner membrane from matrix. Gene Ontology annotation, cellular component: mitochondrial inner membrane. Gene Ontology annotation, molecular function: membrane insertase activity.
GACUCGCUCAUACCAUCACCAAAUCCUCAAUUGCACCCACAACCACGGUACUAUGGGCCAAAAUGUCCCUUCUGAGACGAACUGCUCGUUCCAUAUCGCCUCAUGCUAGGCCAUCACUCUCAGCCAUCAACACAACACGCCGCAUCUCACAUCCAGCCAUUCUCAGCUCAUUAACUUCAUCGCCAUACGCCAACCGCAGAAACUUCUCCGUCGCUUCUGCGCUCGGUGAAACAGUCACCGUCACAGCCGAUGCCCUCAGCUGGGCUCAUAGCGCUGGCGUGCCAUGGUAUGUGGCCAUCCCACUACUUGCCGUGGGCGUCAACGCAACCAUCCGAUUCCCUCUUCAACUAUACAGCGCUCGUUUGCGGGAGGCCAGAAAACCAUUGGAUCCUCUUAUCACAGCUUGGACUCGUCGGCAUAUGAUGGAUAGGAGCUUAAACGACCCUGAGCUUCCAGAGCGUGUGAGAUCGCUUCGCAUUGCAGGUGCUGUUGAAAAGUCAAGACGGAGAAUAUUAAAGACCUGGGGUCUCCAGCGCUGGAAAAGUAUGGCACCUUUACUUGGAAUGGUUCCCUUUGUCACCAUAUCUGAGGCUCUACGAAGGAAAUGUGGUGCACCCCUGGGUUGGAUCAGUCACAAGAUUGGCCUAGGCAAUACUGGUCUAGGGCCUUCGAGCAGCAUGUUUGACCAGUCCUUGGUGGACGGAGGCUUAUUCUGGUUCACCGAUCUAGCGUCUGCGGACCCUUAUUACGGGCUGCCUAUCAUCUGUUCGUGUAUUCUGGUAUGGAGUAUAUGGGCGAGGAUGCCCAAGGAACAACUCCAGGCACUGUUGCGAAUCCAGCCUCCAGGCUCCAAGAUGAUGGUCACUUCCAGGCUACAACAACUUCUGGGCCGUGUCAUGCUUAUGAUGCCCCUACUGCCACUCCUCUUUGCCGAUUUGCCAAGCGCUAUCUUCCUUUACUGGGGUACAUCAUUUGCGCUUACCCGCGUCAAUGACUUCUUUAUACAACGUCUUGUUCCACCAAAGAUGCCAGACCUGAGGGCACCUAAGCCGUUGAAAGAAUUUCCUUUCGUGCUGAAAGACCAAUCACGGAUUGCAAAGACAUCAGGCAAAAAGAACAAUUGAUUAAGCGUUUAUCUGUAACUACCAAUGUAGACGCAUGGGAAAAAUUCGAUGUAUACCUAGGAAACUCCGAUAGACGCCUCAAGAACAAGAACGGGCCACUCAUAAUCGUCAGACGCUGCGCUCUAAUAAUCUAGUCAAGGACAAUAGCCAGAAUAACAAUGGUCAAAAUGACGGCGAGGAUCAGCAACAGGCAGCAGCUCUUGUUGCGGGCUGCCUUCUGAUACCGCGCGGCCUGUCGGUUCUCAACAUCAGCUUGCCGCGUGUCGUCGCGGACGUUCUCAACAUUGUCUGCGAUCGUUCCAAGCUGCUCUCCCUGCUCAUUGACGAUUUGCGCCACUUGUCGGAAGAGAACGUUCAAGUCGCCGACACCCUGCUCAAUGUUGCGGAUCUCCUCCUCGCGCUCAAUGAUCAGGGCUUCCUGGAAGUCGACCUCGUCUUGGGGUGCGAGCUGGGAGGCUUGUUCUUGUUGCUGUAGUUGCUCAAGCUGAUUGCCAGACUGGGGACCUUCGGCGUGUUCGCCCUCCUGUGCCGCACGGGCGGCGGUAACGGAUGCGCGCUCUUUUUCGAGGGCUUUUCGCUGAAGGCUUUGGAAUUCUUGGAGCGCUGCUUGGAAGUCGCUCGAGACCUUUGUUUGCUCGUACUUUUGUUGUUUCUGGAUAGGAUUAGUAUGCGACAAUGAAUUCGAG